AUGUAGCAGGGCUAGCCGAUGUAGGACGAGCCGACCCGUGCGUCUGCCUGCCUGCGCUCUCGCUGCCAUCCCCAUCAUGGCCUCCAAACAGCCGCCGACACCACCGAGGAUGAACCGACCAACCAGCGGCCCUUUCCUUCCCGGAGCGGAGACGGACGUCAAGCCGAAGCAGAGGCACCGGUAGAGGCGAGCCGCGCCGGGGAGAGCCGCCUCUCAUCCCAUGCCACCCCGGUCUCCUCCAUGCCUUCGUCUAAAGCCAAGUACAGCUAUUCGAUAAAGAGGGGUGCGAACCCGGGCGGCGGCGGCAGAAACAUGACAACGAACAGGGAUUAUUCUGUUAAUCUGUCGGUGCAGCAAGUGCUGAGCCUUUGGGUGCAAGGCACGACUCUGCAGCACUUCACAGAGAUGUGGUACUGGGUGUUUCUGUGGUGUCUCUUCUCCUCGCUCUUUGUCCACGGAGCUGUGGGGCUGCUCAUGUUAGUCAUGCUGCAGCGCCACAAGAGGGGCCGCCUCAUCACCCUGGUGCUGGUCAGCGUGGGCUUCCUGGCCUCGCUCUCCGGAGGCGUCAUCACCAGUGCAGCGGUGGCAGGGGUGUACCGUGUCGCAGGGAAGGACAUGGCUCCACUGGAGGCCCUGGUGUUCGGCGUGGGCCAGACCACCUUGUCUGUCAUCAUCUCCUUCUCACGCAUCCUGGCCACUCUGUGAAACAAACCCUCGACCAUUUGAAGGACAGACGCCGAGACCAGACCAAGACUGACACUUAAAGGGUUUGUGGAAGGAGACGAGGCAGAAAUACUCUGGACCAUUUUUUGGGGCUGGAUGCAGGAGAGAGCCCCCUAGUGUUUCUGCUCUGUUACUGCCACAAUCACAGGAGCCCCUUCACUGCACUUCAGAGGGAACUCAAUGCAGAAAGGUUGUCUUCACGUGUGACGAGCAGCACUAGGCGGACGGCGUGGAGAUGGCGCCAUCCUCAGCUUCUGAACUGAAAAGCCAUGUUUCAGGUUUUUUCAGAGUUAAAUCAGUAUUUUGUGCCAACAGCCUUCUCUGGGACAUCCAGAUGCCUUUGUGGCCACUGACUCUCGAAGGCUUUCUGUUGCACUUAAGGGAGAAAACCUCUGUUUUUUUUGUUUGUUUUUUUUAACAGCAAAGUGAAACAUCAGCGAAAACCUGUAAUAAUGACCCGUCAUCUUGUGAUCAAAAUGCAUUAUAGGAGCCGCGUUAGAGCAAAAGCUGAGCAUCAAGGAGUGUUUAGGGAGAAAUAACCACAAUAAUGUUCAUCAGCAAAAACAGUAUUUUUUCAGUAUUAAGGCCAUCCUCAUCAACAAGGUCUUCACGACGUGCAGAUGAUCAUUCCUUUCUCUUCACCGGCUUAGCGGCUGCAGAGUCCAGCUUUGGGUGCAGCUUUGAGUUCUGCACUUUGUAAACGGUGGAAAUGCCCACUGUGUUCGAGGUCUGAGAUCGGUAGAUGUGGAGGAGAAAACCAGCAUCAGUGCGAAGUUUAGUUUCGUUGUCUAAAUGCUGAUUUAUUGUGUGCCAAUAAGAGGUCAGACUGAGGUUAAAACCAACAGAGAACGGCUGUGAUGAGAGAAUCCUCAGAGAGGUUCAGUUUGAUGCAGGACCUGGAGGCAGUUUCAGACACACUCUGACUCUGGCUUAGAUCAAACUCAGAGUCAGUCAUCUGUUAAAAGUCACUUAUUUUCUAUCACUUAUGGAAAAUAAAAAUGACUGACAAUGCUGGGAGCUUUGUCUCCUGAAAAAUAAUGCUAAAUAUUGAAGUGUUUCAAUGCAAACAUAAUAAUAAUGACUUCUGAUAAGGCUUAACAUACUGGACAAAAGAAAAUAACUAUGGUAGUCUUCUUAUUGUUCUAUAUCUGUCUUUUUAUUUCUUGAUCAACAAUAUUAUCAACAAACCACAAAAUUAAAUCAAUUUGAACUUGAGGCACAAUAAGGCAUGUUUAUUAGCUUGAAAAUAUUAUCACUUUACCGAUAAUUCAUGGUAAAAUAGUGCUACUUAAGGACUUAAUAGGCUUGUGCUACACAUACAUGUAAUUAAAAAGACUCAUGUUUCAUUUUAUUGUCCCACAAUGCCUUGGGCUUCUAGCCAUGUUAUUGAAAGACAUUCCACAUACAUACAGGGAGGACACAGUGAGAAAAAUAUUAUUCUUAUUCUUAUUCUUAUUCAUAUUCUUAUUCUUAUUCUUAUUCUUAUUCUUAUUCUUAUUACCUUUAUUUAACCAGGAAAAAAUGAUUCAUUCAGAUUCCUGGUGAAGACCGCAGCAACAGAAGUUACAGAAAGUAGAAAUUUCAGCCAUACAUCCACACUAAAACCAUCCAUAAAACACCACCAUAACUAAAAACAUACAUAUAGAACACCACCAAUACUUGAAAAGGUAUCACAAGUAUAUAAGAAUGUUCCUUAAAAGCAUCUCAAAGCAGAACCUGAUUCAGUCAGAAAAACAUCUACACCCAGAUUGACUUUUCCUAUUCAUUUAAAUUAACUUUGAAUGUACAGUAUUUAAAGAGAGCAGCUCCUUCAUUUUUAGAUCCUUUUGUAGUUUGUUCCAGACAGUGGAGAAAGAAAUUUUAUUUAUUUGGGGUUUUUUUUUCCCAGUUCUCUUCAGACUUUUGGAACACAUAGAGAUAACAGAUCCUGGGACCAGACACUAUAAUUAUAGAAGUCAUUCAAAAAGUGACAAUAACUUAGAAAAAACACUGAAAUUAAAGAGACACCCUAAAAAAGCCCUUCAUUAUUGAUCAGUAUGUACACAUAUAAGGAAGUGUAGUUUGUUUUUUGUUUUUUCUUUGCUCUCGCUGUACACAGGAAUAGAAGAAAUCAGGACAAGUAGCAAUAAAGACAGUUCAUAUAGGUUGGAAAUACCAUAGUGCAAAGGUAAAAAUAAGGAGUCUGACUAUUAUGAAGAUCUAAUCCGGAGUCUGAGUUUAUCUUUGGCCUCUUGUUUUCCUCUUUCAGGUU
Molecule: messenger RNA, 2974 nt
Organism: Sphaeramia orbicularis (orbiculate cardinalfish)
Lineage: Eukaryota; Metazoa; Chordata; Actinopteri; Kurtiformes; Apogonidae
Gene: tmem170b
Product: transmembrane protein 170B
Exons: 3
Coding region: 241-705 (154 amino acids)
Biological process (GO): negative regulation of canonical Wnt signaling pathway
Cellular component (GO): plasma membrane
Source: RefSeq, a predicted model, not a curated record